This is a messenger RNA of Cuscuta campestris, 1538 nucleotides long. The record is from the annotation of a GenBank genome assembly. Lineage: Eukaryota; Viridiplantae; Streptophyta; Magnoliopsida; Solanales; Convolvulaceae.
GCACUCUUGUCCUUAUGCACUACUUUCAGGGGCAAAUUAAGGUAAAGUUAACAUGUGACGGUGGAAUAAAUAAUUUAGAUGAUGAAUAAAUUAAAAAAGAAAUAAAGAACCAAAGAUCAUUCCACAAACCAUGAAUCAUCAUCGUCUAUUGCCGUUUGCUGCUUUUCUCGUCCCAGCGAUUUUGGGGGUCAUCAUUUUCCAGCUCGACUCGUUCGACCCGGCACCGUACCCGGCUGGGGAGCUGAGUCAGAGGAAGCCGGCGGCGGCGGCGGCCCCAAGCCGGAACGGCCGGAUGCUGGAAGGAUCGGAGAGGAUAGGAGUGGGACGGGUGUGGGGCCCGGAGGACAUAGCCUACGACCCCAAGACGGGGAUCAUAUACACCGGGUGUGUGGACGGGUGGGUCAAGCGAGUGACGGUGAACGAGUCGUCAGCGCCGGACUCGGUGGUGGAGGACUGGGUCAACACGGGCGGCAGGCCGCUUGGACUCGCCCUUGGACUUCACGGUGAAGUUUUGGUAGCUGAUGCGGAUAUUGGAUUAUUGAAUGUGACGGCAGAGGGGGUGGUGGAGUUGCUGGCGGAUGCAGCGGAGGGGGUAAAGUUCAAGUUGACGGACGCGGUUGCAGUUGCAGAGGACGGUGUCCUCUAUUUCACAGAUGCAUCUUGGAAAUAUGGUGUCAAGGACUUCAUUUGGGAUUUUCUUGAAGGAAGACCCUAUGGCAGAUUACUAAGUUAUGACCCAAACACCAAACAGACCAAAGUACUUCUCAAAGACUUGUUCUUUCCAAACGGUGUUGUUGUCUCCCCAAACGAGGAUUCUGUCAUUUUCUGUGAAACCCCAAUGAGGAGGUGUAAGAGGUUGUUCAUAAAGGGUGAAAGGAAUGGAUCCAUUGAUGUUUUUAUAGAGAAUUUGCCAGGAAUGCCAGACAACAUCCAUUAUGAUGGGGACCGCAUCUUCUGGAUUGGACUUGUCACGGAAUACAACUUGGGGUCGGAGAUCAUGCAAAAGAUCCCAUUGGUGAGGAAGGUUUUGGGAGUGAUGGAGAAGUACAAAGUGCGGCCGAAUAUGGAAAGGAAUGGAGGCGUUAUCGCGGUGGACUUUGAAGGUAACCCGGUGGCUCAUUACUACGACCGCCAUUCCUUACUCAUCACGACCGGAAUCAAGAUCGGGGAUCAUCUCUACUGUGGUUUCAUUUCUUCUGAGUUCAUACUCAGGCUCAACCUCACUCAUAAUGUCACUACAUUGGUCAAGGGAUGAACAAAGAAUGCCAUAUACACACAUCACCAUCUAGUUAAUUUCUUUAAAAAAAAUAUAUAAGAUGAACUUCAUCCUCGAGGGCCACCUUAGAACCAACCAGACGAUUACACAAGAGAAGGUAAAUUAAGAUUUAAUCACAUAAAUGGUGAUACUUUAUAACCCAUUACCUUGUUUGUUAGUUGAGCCACGUCCUCAGUUGCAGUUAAUUUCUGAAUGUGGGAGAAUUGGCACUUCCUCAUACCAAGUAUAGUAGGCGCCACGCCAAUACAUAGUUUCACUUAUU